GGGGGGAGGGUUUAUCGCGCGGCCGAUUUUUGGUUAAAAUAUUCAAAAUGGCGGACGGAGGAGCAGCGAGUCAAGAUGAGAGUUCGGCGGCGGCGGUGGCGGCGGCGGCAGACUCAAGAAUGAACAAUCCGUCAGAAACCAGUAAACCAUCGAUGGAGAGUGGGGACGGGAACACAGGCACGCAAACAAACGGCCUGGACUUUCAAAAGCAGCCUGUGCCUGUCGGAGGAGCAAUCUCUACAGCCCAGGCCCAGGCCUUCCUUGGGCACCUUCAUCAGGUCCAGCUCGCUGGAACAAGUUUACAGGCUGCUGCUCAGUCCUUAAAUGUACAGUCUAAAUCUAAUGAAGAAUCUGGGGACUCUCAGCAGCCAAGCCAGCCUUCCCAGCAGCCUUCAGUGCAGGCGGCCAUACCCCAGACCCAGCUCAUGCUGGCCGGAGGACAGAUCACCGGGGUAAGAGUUACCCAGGGAUGCUGCAGUCCCACACAGCUCACGUUGACGCCAGCCCAGCAACAGUUAUUGCUCCAACAGGCGCAGGCCCAGUUGCUGGCGGCUGCAGUGCAGCACUCAGCCAGUCAGCAGCACAGCGCUGCUGGUGCCACCAUCUCGGCCUCUGCUGCGACGCCGAUGACGCAGAUCCCUCUAUCUCAGCCAAUACAGAUUGCACAGGAUUUGCAGCACUUGCAGCAGCUUCAGCAGCAGAAUCUCAACCUGCAACAGUUUGUGUUGGUGCAUCCAACAACCAACUUGCAGCCAGCACAGUUCAUCAUCUCACAAACGCCGCAGGGGCAGCAGGGUCUCCUGCAAGCGCAGAAUCUCUUAACGCAACUACCUCAGCAAAGCCAAGCCAACCUCCUGCAGUCUCAGCCAAGCAUCACCCUUGCCUCGCAGCCAGCAACCCCAACACGCACAAUAGCAGCGACCCCCAUUCAGCCACUUCCACAGAGCCAGUCAACACCAAAGCGAAUCGACACUCCCAGCUUGGAGGAGCCCAGUGACCUUGAGGAGCUUGAGCAGUUUGCCAAGACUUUCAAACAAAGACGGAUCAAACUUGGAUUCACUCAGGGUGAUGUUGGGCUCGCUAUGGGCAAACUCUAUGGAAAUGACUUCAGCCAAACUACCAUCUCUCGCUUUGAAGCCUUGAACCUCAGCUUUAAGAACAUGUGCAAGUUAAAGCCACUUCUGGAAAAGUGGCUCAAUGAUGCAGAAAACCUCUCAUCUGAUUCAACUCUCUCCAGCCCAAGUGCCCUGAAUUCUCCAGGGCAAGGGAUCGAAGGCUUGAACCGUAGGAGGAAGAAACGCACCAGCAUAGAGACCAACAUACGUGUGGCCUUAGAGAAGAGUUUCCUGGAGAACCAAAAGCCUACCUCGGAUGAGAUCGCCAUGAUAGCUGACCAGCUAAACAUGGAGAAGGAGGUGAUCCGCGUUUGGUUCUGUAACCGGCGCCAGAAGGAGAAAAGGAUCAACCCACCCAGCAGUGGUGGAACCAGCAGCUCGCCCAUCAAAGCAAUUUUCCCUUGUCCAACCUCACUGGUGGCAACCACGCCAAGCCUUGUGACUAGCAGUGCAGCUACAACCCUGACUGUCAACCCCGUGCUCCCUCUGGCCAGUCCUGCUGUCACCAGUCUGUCAGUCACAGGCACAACAGAAACCACCUCCAACAACACGGCAACAGUGAUUUCAACAGCACCUCCAGCUUCUUCAGCAGUGACAUCACCCUCCCCGAGCCCUUCCCCUUCUGCCUCAGCCUCCACUUCAGAGGCCUCCAGUGCCAGUGAGACCAGCACAACACAGACAACCUCCACUCCCUUGUCCUCCCCUCUCGGGACCAGCCAGGUGAUGGUAACGGCAUCAGGGUUGCAAACGGCGGCAGCGGCCGCGUUACAAGGAGCUGCACAGUUGCCUGCAAAUGCAAGUCUUGCUGCCAUGGCUGCUGCAGCAGGGCUAAACCCAGGCUUGAUGGCAUCCUCGCAGUUUGCAGCUGGAGGUGCCUUACUCAGUCUCAAUCCAGGGACAUUAGGUGGUGCUCUCAGCCCGGCCCUGAUGAGCAACAGUACACUGGCAACUAUUCAAGGAUCGCUUCAUGGAUCGGAGAACUUUCUAACCAAAAAUGUAAAAAAAAAAAAAAAACCACAAAAAAACUAAAAACCGCAAAAACACAAAAAAAGUGAAAGGACUACUUAUCAUUUCCAGCAGUCACAAUGACAAGUUAAGGUGGGUUAUCAGUUCAAACAUAGGAAGGGGAUUUCUUGGUUUUUUUGGUCUAAAUAUCUUUCUUUUUUAAUUAUCAUUUUAUAGGUCUGUUGUACAGGCCAUUAUGUCAUACAAGGUGUUUAUAAUCGUAUCAAUCAUGUUGGGGGUUCCUUUCUUAACUGGUACAAUUUAGGCAGGCCUGUAUUACUGGUGUAUCUCUAUUAUUAUUAUUAUGAUUAUUAUUAUUAUUAUUUUUAUAUAUAUAGUUUGGACGCGUUUGUCUUUUGCUCCUGGAUUAUUUUCAGCGAGCUCCCACACCAUGGGGGGAGGGUGGGGGGGUGGAGAGGAAGAAUGGAGCACAAAUAGACUUUCUAUCCUAAUCUUCUGGAAAUGUUCUGAACAGUUUCCUCAUCCUUGAAUUUGUCUAAUGCCUACUUGUAGGGGUCAGAAGAAUUUACGUUCAUCAUUUGUGCAGGAAGCUCAGUGCAGCAGCAGAGAUCAUUGUGUGCAAACUUCCAGGCUGGUCUCUGCUUUGUAAGCAGAGGUAGGAAUUUGCUCCAAACUGCCAUUCUUCUCCUCUCAAAUAUUUAGACAAAACAGCCAAAGUCUGCUCUUAGCUUUGUGUGCUUGGUUCCUUUUACUUCACAGAGAGCAGGAUGUGACCUCCCGAGUGUGGAUUGUGUGACAAUACUGAUGGCUCUUCUGUUCCAGUGAUUUCAUUUUGCUGUGCAAAAGCACACACAAAUAUUUAAAAAACAUCAUGACCCAGGCUAAUUGGCAGCAUGUAAAGCAGCAUCUAGAGUCCUAGAUACCCUCUAGGUGAGUUGGUACCGGAUCAGAAGGUCACAUUCUCCCCAUUCAUAGCAAUAUUCCUUUUCUGAUGCUUCCAACACUAUUUAGAAGAGCUUCCUAGUAAAAAAAAAAAGUGCUUCUGGCUGCAAAAGACAGAAGCCAGGACUAUGGGAACAGAAGGUGCCAUUGUUAAUGCCAACACAGCAGAGCCACUCUGGGGCUUUGCACACGCCGGGCUGAUGGCGCGUGGUCUCUGCGCUGCGGGGCCGCUCGCAGCGGGAGCGCGGCAAUCGGCCUCUGGCCUGGCACUGCAACUCACUUUUUAAGGUUGAUUCUGAUCUGUGGAGCAAAGGAUAUUUUUGUGGAUGAGGAAGGAGUAACGAACUGUACAGAAGUUAGACCCGUAUAUUCUUAAAUAUACAAUCCAGUAUCUGAACCAAAAAAGAAAAAAGAUUUUUAAAGAGAGAAGACUGGAUCACUGCAAUGCAGUUCACGUUAAACUUUCCAUUCCUGAUGGAUUUAAAGGUUUCUGCCAUGUGUAAAAAACUAAAUUACUUUUAGCUAGUGAGGGUAUUAGAAGAGUCCCUUUCCCACCCACCCCUUUUUCUUUUGUCACCAGAGUGUCCUAAAAUAAUGAGCUGAUGCAGCUAUGUUCGUUUUGUUGGUGAUUCAGGGGGAUCCUGGAGCUUCUCAUCCAAGAUCCAGAAGGCAGCAGCUUUAAACUCUACACAUGCUUUGGUUUGUGGCCUGAGCAUGUGGGAGUUGUGUUUGCACUCAAGUGGCAGAACCCCUUAUCUCUCCCCCCACCACCAUGGUUUUGCUCUGUUCAUCUCUAACUCUCCACCUUCCUGUUUUACUGAUAUUUAAACCAAUUACCCCUAAAACUUCAAAACUAGUGAACUGCAAGCAGGGAAACUAACAAAUGUCCGUCCACCGUUUCUUAUGUGUUUUUGAUUUUUUUAUGUUUUAUUUUUUUAAAACUAAGCUUGAACCAAAGUCAAUUUCUAGCAAGCUGCUGUACUAAUGGACUAGUUUGUGUAAGUGCAGUUCAGAUGCAGAGAGGCGAUAGAUGCUACUGACAAUUUCUUUUUCAUUUGUCUUUUGUUUUUAUUAAUUUUAUAUAAAAGUUGCUGCUUGUUUUUAAUCUUUUUUUUUUUUUUUGGUUGGUAAUUUGUGUUAUCCUUGGGGCAGACUCUUAACUUGAUUUUAAUUUGUUUUCUUUUAUUUGAUGUGUAAAUAGAAUGGCAAUGUCAGAGGAUUGUUAAUCCAAGAGGUCUCACCUUUAUCCCCCCAGUAUGGAUGAAUCUCUGUAUUUUUGAUAUGUCUCUAGGUCUUCAGGCUGUGCAGGAGACUUUUAGGGCUAUGAAUAAUACUGCAAAAAUGGCAGUGGCCCACAGUAAAAGCUUCAGAGCAGCAACAGGUACAGCUGGGUGAGCUUCAGGGAGGUAGGGAAAAAGUAGAAGAGAAGAUGCUGGUACCCACUGUGCUGGUCUGGAGGCCACAGCACGGUCUGUAGUUUCUACCAAAGGAAUGCAAGUCCUUGGACUUGUUUUGGGUGAAGUAAGAGGAUGGGGAAAACCGCAGCUGUAGCGUUUGUUCCUGACUCUGAAAGUCCCUGCUUACUUUCACGCCUGUGCAAAAGUACAAUUUAUCAGGAAGCUUUUUUUGGUAGGGGAGGGACCACUGGGCUCGUCUCUGGUGGAUCCCCUCCUCCCCAAGGGUUUUGUGGUGGGGUGGGGGGCGUGGUCCUUGCAGAUAUCUAGGAAACACAAAGAAAGGUGGGCCUUAAAUCAGUGGAAAAUCCUCUCUCCACAGUUCCAGGAGACUGUGCCAUUAGCUGUCUGAAUGAGUUUUCAUGUCCCAUUCUUGCUGGUUUGUGGUUGGGAGAGGGUCUUGUUGAGUACAUAUCUGGAACACUAAUGCAGCUUGGAUGGUUUAUUUAUUAUAAAAAUCUGCUUUUUUUCCUGACUACCUUUGCAUUGGUCACAUGGCUUUGGUGUGAGCACCUUAUACCCCUUUCUUUACCCUCCUCUUCUCUACCCCAUCACCCUGUCUGGGGCCCAGAUUCCAGGGAAUUUCUUAGCGAGUUUUUUUCUGAGAGAAACUGGAAACUCAGCGUAGCCACAUAUCCAAAAAAGCUUGUUUUUUUUUUUUUCUUUUGCAGAAACUGACAUAAUACUCAAACAGCACAUAUCCCAUAGCAUCCAUUGCCAGUGUGCUCUGAUUCAUUGUCCCCUAAAACAUCCCUGUGAGUGACUGACUGACUGUUGUUCCUGGAGCCUACCUUUCGUCCCUAUCAGUGUUUUUCCUCGUGGAUGCUGGCUACCUCCAGUGUUUAGGUGAAAGACAGAAAUCAGACUGGCAGUGGGUGUACAUCUGCCAAGUUAGAGUGCAUGUACUCCUUCAGAGAAUGAAAACAAUAUGAGAUCAUGUACCAGAAUUUAGCAGAAGUUUCUUUUUUAAAUCAUCGUCAUGCUGGCAGCAGAAAUUGAUGCAUCUGGAAAGAAACAAUAACAAUUGUGUACAGACCCAGUAAAUAUGAUCACAGGAAGUUUGGUGGUGUGUUAGAAAAGGAUAAUAGCAUCUCUUUUUCAG
Messenger RNA from Pyrgilauda ruficollis (rufous-necked snowfinch), 5579 nucleotides. RefSeq names its product POU class 2 homeobox 1 (gene POU2F1). Gene Ontology annotation, cellular component: nucleus. Gene Ontology annotation, molecular function: DNA-binding transcription factor activity, RNA polymerase II-specific; RNA polymerase II cis-regulatory region sequence-specific DNA binding. The coding region runs from base 48 to 2144 and encodes 698 amino acids. Gene Ontology annotation, biological process: regulation of transcription by RNA polymerase II. The transcript is spliced from 16 exons. The record is from RefSeq and is a predicted model, not a curated record. NCBI's taxonomy places the organism in Eukaryota, Metazoa, Chordata, Aves, Passeriformes, Passeridae.